AGCAAGCGGAAACUUUCUCUCGGAAUGCGCUUGCUGCGCCGCAGCAGGAGAGCGAGUUAGAAGUAAAGUUGAAAGUUAGGGCUAGUAUAUCACUAUUCCAUGAUGUAACUUUGUAAGUAAGUCAGCAUAUCAUUUGCAGUACCACACCAUGCUGCGGCAUUCUCCUUUGAAGUUGCCAUUUUUUGGGGAGGAAAGAGAACCCACGACUCAGCCACAGCGUUCAAUGUAGUGCAGUAUGAUACCAGGUCUACUUCCUGCUGUAAUAUAGAUAAUAUUCAAGAGUAAGCAGGGUUGGCGGGCCUGCCCUCGUGCCUUGUAGGCUGGCGCAUAAGAGUGGGACGGUUGGCAGCUGGUGGAGGUUUAUCUUACUUAAUUAAUCUUCGCCUCCUUUGCCCCUGGUUUUUUCUUCAUUUUUUAAUCGACGGGGUUUAGGCAAUUAGUGCGUGGCCGUAUAAGGAGGUUAAUGCACUCCACCCGUCGCCGGCAGGUACACCGGACAACACUGGGGUCACCCUUUCGGCGUUCUCGGAAUACAAAAAAAGAAAAGAAACUGACUGUGGAGGCACUCUGGUUGAUUGAUUGAUCCUCCCUCCUAGUGGCUACUCUAAGAAUGCGAAAAGACUAGAGCUGGAGGACACUGCGGCAAGAGUGAAGCAAUUAGCCAUCGAAACAGAGAGUGCGGAAAAGUUAGCUGAGGUGGUUGAGCGAGUGCGAGCAGCCGAAAAAGCGCGCGAGCUUACCCUGAAUAAGCUGGAAGCAGAGCAAGAGCGAGUAGAGGGACUGCAGGACAGGCGUGCGGAAAUAGCGGGGGAAAUUGAAGAGUGGG
This is a messenger RNA of Amoebophrya sp. A25, 826 nucleotides long. Lineage: Eukaryota; Dinophyceae; Syndiniales; Amoebophryaceae. The record is from the annotation of a GenBank genome assembly.